GAAGCAACCAGCGACAGUAAUCACAGACCAAGACACAUCCAUGAAAGAGGCUAUCCCUGAGGUCUUCAAGCUCUCCAAGCAUAGGAACUGUCUGUUCCAUGUGAAAAAAGGCUAAGGAGAAGUGCUGCAGGACUUUUGUGACGAAAGGUGAUCUCCAUGCUGACUUCACUGACAUUGUCCACAACUCCCUCACAACUGCAGAGUUUGAAAGGCUGUGGCGAUAGAUGGUGCAAAAGUAUGACAUUAAAAAUGUUAGCUAUUUCAAGAUUACGUGGAAACACAGGAGAAGGUGGGCACCGGUCUACUUCAAGACAGAUUUCCUUCCACUGAUACACUCGACAUCUAGGAGUGAAGGCAUGAAUGCCAUCUACAAGGACAAUGUAGCAUCAACUUACAAUGUGAUCAGCUUCAUGAAAGAAUAUGAAAAAAUAUCUGUACGCAUACAAGACAUGGAAAGGGAGCAAGACUCACUAACAAGGACAACUAAACCAACAUUCUGGGUGUGCAAUGAGCUUGAGAUUCAGGCAUCGCAAAAGUACAACCGACAAUUUUUUUACCGGUUUCAGAAGCAAAUGAAGUUUGCUGCAAAACUGCAUGUGCAUGUUGUUGAGAAUGGAUCAAGGUUCGAGGUUUAGAAGUCAAGCAUGCUUUCUGUAAAAGAUUUUAGGACGCACCGUUAUCUUGUACUAGAAAACCUGAGGCAAGAAGAUUUUGCUUGCAUCUGUGGCAAGUUUCAGAAAGAUGGCAUUUUAUGUGCACACAUUCUGCGAGUGCCUGUCCACCUGAACAAGUCUGUCCUGCCUGGCAAGUAUUAUAUAGAGAGGUGGAAACCAAAGGAUAGGAAGUAUGUAAGACACAAACAGUUCAAUAUUCCCAUGGAACUGAUCGAGGCAGGCUGGCAUUUGAGGUACGCACAACUCUCGAAUCUCCUCAAUGAGAUGGCUUCCGAUGGGGCAGGAAUGAAUGAGAAGUACUUGUUUGUUGUGAAGGAGAGUGAGAGGAUUUUUACUGGGCUUGAUGAGAUGAAUAAGGCAGAGGAGUUGAGAGAGCUUCAGGCAAGAGGGGUUGCCGUGGGAAAAGGUCCUCUAAGUCAAGUGCAAGUACCUCACCCCGAUGUCUAUGACACACUACAAGACCCGGACGUUGUCGUAUCUAAAGGUCGACCAAAAAGUCGUUACCUAACAACUAGGGAGAAGAUCCUUUCAAAGAAACAAAAUAAAUGCAGCCACUACAAUAGCCAUGACCAUAAUAUUGCUAGUUGUCACAACCUGCAUAUUGAUAAGUCCGAGUUUCAGAAGAAGAAACUAGCAACUAAAAAACCUACAAGUCCUUCUGGUUUGCCAGCUGGCAAAAAGAAUGGCGCUAAGCGUCAAUGGAAGAAAGCCCCUACCACAGAGGGUGAAGGGGUGCUGUAGUUCAGGAAGAAGAUUAUUGAAAAAAGUGAAUGGAAAAGAAAACAUGCAACACCUAGCAGAAAAAAACCUUUCAAGAAAAAGUUGUACCCGAUGCGAGAAAAGUACUUCAUUGUAAUAUAAAUUAUGUGUAGUAGAACAAAUUACUUUGAUUGGUUGGUACUGUUUGUACCUGGAUAUAAUACUUUGACAGUGUUGGUUCUUGUAUACUGCUUGAGCUUUUUCAUCAUUGCAUUUUGCAUUGCACUUUCUUCCCCCCUUUAGUCAUGUUUAAAAAAUCCCUGUGUAAGAAAAUAAGCAGAAGUGACAGAGCAAAAAAGAAAAAAAGGUUAGAAUUUGUUGAA
Aegilops tauschii subsp. strangulata is the source of this 1756-nucleotide messenger RNA. The record is from RefSeq and is a predicted model, not a curated record. NCBI's taxonomy places the organism in Eukaryota, Viridiplantae, Streptophyta, Magnoliopsida, Poales, Poaceae.